Molecule: messenger RNA, 981 nt
Organism: Necator americanus (New World hookworm)
Lineage: Eukaryota; Metazoa; Nematoda; Chromadorea; Rhabditida; Ancylostomatidae
Exons: 5
Coding region: 1-981 (326 amino acids)
Biological process (GO): protein histidyl modification to diphthamide
Cellular component (GO): cytoplasm
Molecular function (GO): diphthine methylesterase activity; protein binding
Source: RefSeq, a predicted model, not a curated record
AUGUUAUUCUCUCUAAAAUUGAACCAACGACCUGCAUUUGCUCGUUCGACUAAUUCUAACAUACUCGUGUCUACAUAUCAAUUAGAAGAACCUGAUUCUCGGAAGGGUUCUAUCUAUCUAUUGUCAAAUACCCUUGAUAUUAUUCAUCACAUCGAUGCUCCGGCUGGCGUGUUUCGAUUCGAUUUCCUGAAGCCGAACGUCGUCAUUGCCGCAGUGACCAACGGUUCCCUGUUUACAACUACUUUUGAUGACUCACCCUCAACAGCUUCGAUUCAUGUUUCCGACGAAAUGCUCCUUGACGUCUCAUCCCCUUCCCUCACAAGUUAUGUGUCAUGCACUGAUAAAGCAGGUUACGCUCAUAUGAUCGAUGUUGAUACAGAAACGGUAAUCAGCACUUGGAAAGCACACUCUCUACCUUACACAGAUACAGGAUGUGAGGUCUGGACAUGUAGCUUGAAUGACACUUUAUUGUGCACCGGAGGUGAAGAUGCCGUUCUCAAAGUGUGGGAUAUUCGGAGUCAAACUAUGGUGCAACGUCUGAAUGAAUUCAAUGCUGGUGUUACUUUCAGUAACUGGAAAAAAGAUAAUGUGAUCCAAAUUUCCCACACUACUAUAAUCUACGUCUCACAUUCUAAAGUUUCGUUUCUGUGUGCCAAGAAUUCAUGUCCUCAGGUAAUCAUAACUGGCAGCUACGACCAACAUAUCCGUUUAUUUGAUAUGCGAAAGAGUAAGGAAUCGCUGAAAGCAAUAGAGACUUCCGGGGGUGUCUGGCACAUAGAAGACUAUCAAAAUGCAAGGAAACAGUAUCGCGUUGCCGCUUGCAUGUAUGGAGGAUGGACACUUCUUGACGAAAACUUCGACAUUAUCAAAGCAGACGAUAAGGCUGGACAAGAACUGUUGUACGGAGUGACAAUGGCCAAUGAGAACUUGCUUAUUUACACAACAUUUAAUGAUUACAAAGUUACGGCUGUUACGGUUUAA